Metarhizium brunneum ARSEF 3297 is the source of this 1290-nucleotide messenger RNA. It is a transcript of the gene tfa1, whose product is annotated as Transcription initiation factor IIE subunit alpha. The record is from RefSeq and is a predicted model, not a curated record. Gene Ontology annotation, biological process: transcription initiation at RNA polymerase II promoter; transcription open complex formation at RNA polymerase II promoter. Gene Ontology annotation, cellular component: transcription factor TFIIE complex. Lineage: Eukaryota; Fungi; Ascomycota; Sordariomycetes; Hypocreales; Clavicipitaceae.
AUGGAUCUCGCCGUUACUCUCAUAAAGUCCGUGUUGAGAGCUUUCUAUCCGACACGCGACAUAUUGGUCAUGGAUGCCCUCAUUCUUCACGAAGCCCUCCGCGAUGACGAUCUGGCAUAUCUCAUGGCUAUAAACACGAAAGAUCUGCAUAAGAUAUGCGGUAAAUUACGAGAAGAUCGCUUCUUAACAGUACACACAAGAUCCGAGCUGCGCGACGGCAACCCUCGGCCAAGUAACCGCACAUGGUAUUAUAUCAACUAUCGACAUACGAUCGAUGCGAUCAAGUGGCGAGUAUACACGAUCGACAAAGAAGUUCAAGGGGCGCCAGUGCCAGCGAAUGAGAAGAAGGAAUAUUUUUGCAGUUUUUGCAAGGCCGAGUGGACUGCUAUGGAAGUUCUUGACAGUGUUGGGCCAAAUGGCUUCUUAUGUCAUCGAUGCCACCAUACUCUCACUUUCGAGGCGGACCGAACUUCCACUGGGCAUGAGCAGUCCACUCGAUUAAAUGAUCAAUUCAAAUUUAUAAGCGAGAUUUUGCCGAAGAUCGACGCAGUUCAUAUUCCCGAAUGCGACUUUGACCGAGCUUUGGCCAAGGCCCGCCCUGUCGUUCGUGAUGCUACACAUCAGCGGGCAGCUACCAUUGCGGUCGAGAGUGGUCCAAACCGUCCUAUGGCUGUCAAAGGACUCACCAAUACUGGCCCUCAAUCUAUCGCAGUAAAUAUUUCAACGUCAGAUGGUCCAUCCGCUGCAGAGAAGGAAGCCGAAAAGGCCCGAAAGGAAAAGAUUGCCCAGCAGAAUGCGCUCCCCUCGUGGAUGUCGAAUAGUACUGUUACUGGCGAAUCCUUCUCCGGAACACUUAGCGACGGGCUGAUUUCGCUCAAACAGGAUGACGAAAACAACACCGCAUCAAAAGGCAAGAAGGUGGACGCAAACACUUCUGCGAAAAUUGAUGAUAUAUUCGAAAAGCUCAAGGCUGAGCAAGCUGCAGAGAUGGCUAAAGGAGUCAUACCUGGCGGGAAUGGCGAAGAUUUUGACUCGGAAGAGGAAGAUGGGGAUGAAGACGAAUUCGAAGACGUUCCUGCAACUGGAAAUACAUCCAGUCUAGGCACGCCAAGUACCGCCGCCGUCAAGCGUGAGGUUUCUACUAUACUGUCACGAGAUGGAGAUAGUGCGGAUGAAAGAGCAGCCAAGAAGGUCAAAGUCGAACAAGAAACUAAGAAAGAGUCUGAGGGGCCUGAAGGCGAUGACGAUACCGGGGAUGAGGAUGAGGACAUGGAAUUUGAAGAUAUUUGA